Molecule: messenger RNA, 1833 nt
Organism: Brassica oleracea var. oleracea
Lineage: Eukaryota; Viridiplantae; Streptophyta; Magnoliopsida; Brassicales; Brassicaceae
Product: DEAD-box ATP-dependent RNA helicase 57
Exons: 12
Coding region: 84-1721 (545 amino acids)
Biological process (GO): maturation of SSU-rRNA
Molecular function (GO): nucleic acid binding; ATP binding; RNA helicase activity
Source: RefSeq, a predicted model, not a curated record
UGUUAAACCCCAAUAAACCUGAAGGAGUCUUCUUCUCGACACCGAGUCGCCGCCGUCGCCAGGUCCUUUUCCGUUCUUUGCAGAUGGAGAAAAGCGCGAAUUUUCUGUUCGGUGGAACAAACUUCAAUCGGAAAAAGUUCGCUCCAGAUUUCGCCAAGUUCAAGAAUCGCACGGUGGAGGAUGAUGAUCGCAACAAGAAACUGAGCUUCUUUGAGCAAGAAGAAGAAUCAGAGGAGGAGCCUGAGCAAGAGAAGAUAGCUUCCUCCUCCUCCUCCUCUAAGAAGAGGAAACGAAAAUCUGCUAAUUCUGAGCCUGUUGAAGGGUUUGAUGUGUUCAAGAGCUCGAAGAAGUCGCGGUCUAAAGGGAAAGAGGUUGAGCACGACACAAAGGAUGAGACUUUGGAGAAUCCCAAGAAGGAGCUUUACAGGCGGAUGGAGCAAGAUGCUUUGUCGAGGAAACAGUACAACAUUCAUGUCUCUGGUAACAACAUUCCAUCCCCGCUUAAAAGCUUCACAGAGUUGGCAUCGAGGUAUGGUUGUAAGAAAUACAUAUUACGCAAUUUAGCUGAACUAGGAUUUAAAGAGCCUACACCUAUCCAGAGGCAGGCUAUUCCAAUUCUCUUGUCGGGUCGUGAGUGCUUUGCCUGUGCUCCAACUGGGUCAGGAAAAACCUUUGCUUUUAUUUGCCCCAUGCUUAUAAAACUCAAGCGCCAUUCAACAGAUGGUAUUAGAGCAGUCAUCCUCUCUCCUGCACGAGAACUAGCCGCCCAAACAGCUAGAGAAGGGAAAAAACUUAUCAAAGGAAGCAAGUUCAACAUCAGGUUAAUGACUAAACCCCUCGUCAAAACCGCUGAUUUCUCGAAGCUGCAGUGUGAUGUUCUCAUAUCAACACCCAUGCGGCUUAAACGAGCCAUCAAGGCUAAAAAAAUCGACUUAAGCAAGGUGGAGUAUCUUGUCCUUGAUGAAUCUGACAAGCUGUUUGAGCAGAGCAUGUUGAAACAAAUAGAUGGUGUGGUUAAGGCUUGUUCAAACCCUUCGAUCAUACGGUCAUUGUUCAGUGCUACUUUGCCAGAUUCCGUUGAGGAGCUCGCACGUUCCAUAAUGCACGAUGCUGUUCGUGUGAUCAUUGGCCGAAAGAACACAGCAUCUGAAACCGUCAAGCAAAAGCUGGUUUUUGCUGGAACUGAAGAAGGGAAGCUUCUCGCUCUUCGCCAAAGCUUUGCACAGAGUCUGAAUCCACCGGUACUAAUCUUUAUGCAAAGCAAAGAACGAGCAAAGCAACUCUACGAUGAACUGAAAUGUGAAGACAUCAGAGUCGGUGUCAUCCAUUCCGAUCUCCCUCCUGGAGAGCGAGAAAACGCGGUUGAUAGCUUCAGAGCAGGCGAGACAUGGGUUCUGAUAGCCACUGAUGUGAUCGCUAGAGGUAUGGAUUUCAAAGGGAUCAACUGCGUGAUCAACUAUGACUUCCCGGAUUCUGCUUCUGCGUACAUCCACAGGAUUGGUCGAUCAGGGAGAGCGGGAAGAAGCGGUGAAGCGAUAACGUUCUACACGGAAGAAGAUGUGCCUUUCUUAAAGAACAUAGCCAACACCAUGACAUCAUCGGGAUGUGAGGUUCCGUCGUGGAUCAUGACUUUGAAGAAGAAGAAGUGGAAGAAGCAUAGGCCAAAGCGUGAUUCUAUAUCCACUCGACCCAAAGACAGUAAAAUCGAACAAGAAGAGUAAACUUCAAGUUUCUUGGUUGCUACAUUGACACAAUGACUUUUUUUUAAGUCAGUUUUGUAUUUUUAUAAUUUCAAGUCUCAAAUUUCUGAUAAAAUGUGUGAAUUCUAAGACU